UUUCUUGUAGAGGGCUUGCGUUGUCCCAUAGUGAACACAUACAAUCCAGUUUGCUCAGAAAGGACUGAACACUUUUGUGAAUCAGAUGAUGAAUGCUUGGUGGAGGGGCAAAGGUGUUGUCCAUCACGGCAGGGGGCCUGCCAACUUGCGUGUACAAAGGCUGAGAUUCUUAGUAAGUACUAAAGGUUCUUUUUCUUUUUCCGAUUUUCAAUUUUUCAUUUUUAUUUAGCAUGACAUGGCGGAAAAUCGGCUCGGAAUGUGGCAUGUGGUAUCACAAGGGGCUAGGUUGAGUGACUUCACACCCUGUCUCGUCCACGUCUCGUCCCAUUCCGCUUUCGCUUUUUACGAGAGGAAAACAAGCCUGUGCCAGGCACUCAGUCGGUGAACAGCCUGGUCGAUGAAAAAGUGUGAAAAACGCAAACCCGACACAGGGGUCACGUUGCUGGUGCCUAAGUUUCACGACUCACCUCGAAAUGAAAGCCUGUGCGACUGCUGCAUGUCUUACAAAGGGAUUUAUAGAUUUAUUUUGACUUGUAAGCCUGUUGAGGAACAGUAGAAAGACUCGUGAAUCGUUGCUCACAACAGAUCAGCAAAUUAUAGAUCGUGUGAGAUGGCAUUAAUUUCUUCUUAAAUGUUUUCAGAGGGUUGCCCCAAGCCUGUGGAUCUUGCCUUACUCGUUGAUGCAUCAGGUAAGUGCAUUCUUUUUCUUGGUUUUUUUAACUUUUUUUCUGUGCGCUAAGUAAUUUUCAGUGUAGAGCUGGCACAUUUCCAGAAAAUGGUAUUCUCCAAUGGGACGGGAAGGAGGGUGGGGAGAGAGGGAAGAUACUGCCUUAGAUAGCCUCACGAAUUUAUGUCGCCGAAUGGAGUGGUGAUUAUCUGAUUUUCGGACUCUUGGUCUUAAAUUUUUCCUCAUUCGUCGCCUCCAGUUCCCCCACCCACCCGUGGCUGCGAAAUAUACCAUUAUUUGUGCGUUAACCGGAGUUCACUUAAAGUUUCCCGUUUCUCCAUAUAGGUAGUAUAAGCAGAAGAAACUUUGCCCGAUUUAAAUUUUUUCUCAAGCGGCUAGUGGACGAGUUCGACAUAUCUGAGAGUGGUACUCACGUGGCUCUAGUCGAGUAUAGUACAGAAGCGUCAGUCCAGCUAAAGUUUAACGAUUUCAGUGGCGCGUUCCUAAACGCAGCCAACGUGAAGCGGCGUAUUGAUCAAAUUCCUCAUAAUCGAGGACUUACAUAUAUCGACAAGGCUUUGAGUUUGGCCAACAGAGAAGUCUUUACUGCCGAAGGGGGAAUGAGGCAGAACGUGACUAAGGUAAACAUCUUUUGUCUGUGUUAUUUUUUUAAUAAAAUUUCGAUUCUUAGAGACAAGUGCGCUUUUAAAUCUCAUUCCCAGUGACAUAAAUCGAAUUCUACUCUUCAAGAAGAAUACAAUUAUCAUAGUAGUGUUGUAAUAUCAACUGUGUAGCUGACAAAAAAUUGAAAUAAGCCAAUUGACCGAUUACUCAUUUAACUUCCGAUCUUCGAAUCCUGUUAUCAACAAAUUUGAAUAAAGAAUGAAGAACAAUUAGCCUAUUAGAAGAAAAAGAGACCAUUUCUGUCUCUGCAGUUAAAAGGAUUAUUCACGAAAUCAUGAUGCUGGCUGACUAGGUGUUGAGAUUCCAGAGAAUAACUAAUGAUUCAACGUCCUGAUAAAAUUAUGAUAACAAAUUAUUGCCAUUUUUAAGGUUUAGUUAUUAUAAUUAAUCUAUCGCUGUUCUAUCACAAAUGUUGCAAUCUGAUUGGCUGUGCUACAGAGUGCGGUUUACACUUUAAAAUAAGAUGUGUUACUGCAACACAACUCUUUUUGUCCUCAAAAUAACACACAUAGAGGUGUGUAGCACACCUUGAUAAGCUUUCUGAACACACCUUUAUGUGUUCCCACAACACUCCUUAACUUGUGUUUCAUACUUGUCCUAAAUUUGACACACCUUAAGGAGUGUUCUGCAGAAAGACGGGUCUUGUCACACUUCUAGUUGUGUAACAAAGCACACCUUCGGUUGCGUUUUCAGAACACACCUUUCCAGACACGCAAACUUACAACAUUUACAUACAUUCACAUAAUUAUUUAUACAAAACACCAGGAGUGGUCCACAAAUGGUUUAUUGAUCUUUCGAAAACAAUUUAUAUACAACAGUUUUUAAAUAACUAUUCUGGAUAACUUCAAAAAAUUUUGAUUUGUACUUGUGUUGCAGUAACUUCUUUGAGAAAGCAAAGAAAAAUUAUUUGAUCAUUCUAUAUAUGUAGACACAAUAAAAUAUAAGCAUGCACAGGUCUCGUUGCUUGAAGUUUUGAAUGACGAUUAGAUUUAUCUUCGGUAAUCAUAUCAUUCGCUCUCGAUUUCUAUGCAUGAUAUUUUGUUUUAGCAUCGUCGUCAUUAGCAAUCUUACCAUAGAAAUCGACAGUUCAUAAUCUAAUUGUAAAUUGUUUUUCGAGAAACGUGGAUUAAAAGGUGAUCUUGGCUUUGUGUAUUUCCAGGUAGCUAUCGUCAUGACUGACGGUGUGCAAACAGUUCCAGACAGCAGUUCAGAAUCAAGUACAGAGAUAUUAGACUCUGCAGUUCAGCCAGUGAAGGACAAAGGCGUAGAGGUCAUGUCAAUUGGAAUCGGAAAAGGCAUCGUACUAGUGGAUUUGGUUACUCUGGCUUCGGACGAUACUGGUGUCUUUUUGGCAGAGAGCUUUGCAGCCCUAGAUGAGAUUGCAACAGAUAUAAUAGAGGGGAAAUGUCCAGGUAUUAGAGUGACAGAUGAUGUUACUUAAUGAAUGACGCAGGCAUAUACGGAGAGAAAGAACCCCGAGUGGUGCCCGAGUGGUGUCCGAGUGGUGCCCGAGUGGUGCUCGAGUGGUGUCCGAGUGGUGCCAAGAAGAGUCGAACCUACGACCUUCCGAUUAGUACUUGAAUGCUCCACCGCUGAGCUACAGGAGACUCGAGGCAGGCUGGGCCGUUUAACUAGGUUCAUGAUGAUGGUGACGAACUUCUCGCAUACUGCUUGGAUAGCAAUGUUGAUAUAUGAUGCCUUUGCGCAAUGAUUAUGUAAAAAAAUGGAAAAUUCUACGACUAAUGUCACCACGGGAAUAACAUUGUCUAAUUUCCUGUCAUUUCUGGGCUUGUUUCAUUCUCUCGAACAGCUUAAUUCAGGAUAUGAUAGUACAUUUUCUAUUUAUCAAUUUAUUUAUCAUUUCUUAUCAGUUUAUUUUCAUUUUGAUUCAUUUAUUUUCCCUUUUCAAUGAAAACUUGAAGUAUUUCAACAAAAAUAAUUACGGAGGCCAAGCAGAGAGUUGUUGUCGCUUAGAACCGCUCCUAAGUUUGUCAAGUUGGCGCCACCACACCUAACUCGUCCCUACCCUUUGACUUCCAAGAUCUGAUUGUUAAUUCUCCCCUCUACCUGACAUACAUUUCGUUGUAAAUUAAUUACGAGAAUUUGGUGUCCGGUCAAGGCAACAACUUCUACCUGAUAACUUUGAGUAUUCUCCUUACCUGCUUUGUGUGUAAUGCAUGGAUGAUAAUUGAUUUUUGGGAAUUGAAAGGUUAACUAAAUUCACAGCCUCUAACACGUCCUUGCAUUCGUUUUUCAGUCGACGGUCAGUGGUCGAACUGGGAGAAAUGGACCGAGUGCACUGAGACUUGCGGUGGUGGCACAAGAAAGCGGAUCCGAAAGUGCAACAACCCGGCUCCAGCAAACGGAGGGGUUAAAUGCCCAGGGCCAGCUGAACAAGAAGAGGCUUGCAAUGAAGAUCCUUGCCCAAGUUAGUGAAAACAUACUAAAUAGAAUGCAAUUUUUAAUUCAUUAACGAAAGUAAUUCAGGAUUACUUCGGUUUUAACUUUGCGUUGUGAUUAAUCUAGAAAAGUGUACCAUCCUCUCGAACAAUCAGAUGUAAAGUUGGGAUUGGCUGGGGGAUUAAUUUGGUUUUGUCUUUUCGACACUCAGUGGAAAGCUAUCCAUCUGUAACCACCGAAUUUUUCGGAACCACAGCGAAACCUCAAAAGCUUUAGGAAGUAGGAUUUUAAUACUUUCAAAUAUCUCUUCACCACGCGUUGAAAAAGUUUCCACAAAUUACGAGAGUAUGUCCGGUUAAGUUGCAUUCCUGAGGUCAAUAGACACAGCUGCUUAUCAGCCUUUUUCUGAGUACCUGGGGUAAUUGAACAUCUUUCAAAAAACUGUAUACUCGCAAACACGUUUACUCAUGCGCAGUUAUGUAUAUCCAAAUAGAUGUACUUUCUGAACAGCAAACACACAAUUGAUAAAAAAGUCUCGAUGGAAAAGGUCGCUAGAAGUGAAAAGGAAUUUGUUGCCCCAAAUCAUAUAGCCGACUAAAUCUACUGCACGAUGGAAUAACUUUUCUGCUCAUUUUUGAUGGAUAAUGAAAUUUAUUUAUUCUGCUCUUUCACACGCAGUUUCCAAACGUAUUGAAUGAAUCCUUGCUAUCUCGCCAACUACAUCGAUGUAAUAACAGUUUUUACUGUUCCUCGUGAUCCAAACUCUGCUAUAAAAAUAUUUGCAUUUGUUGCGUGCAGUCGAACACGUAAAUUGAAAAGUACAAUCCCAAUAACAUAGAAUUAUGAAACUAAGAUUACCACCAAAACAUGUCAUACGUCAUAUGUACUAACCUUAUACCACAUACGGACAACCUUUCAAUUAACUCUCCUUUUAUUUCCUAUCGUGGUCUUCACUGCUUCUCUUUUGCGCCUGGGGUUCCGUCCCAUUAAAUUUUCUUCGAUCUCUUAAUCGGUUAUGGUUUAGUUUGUUGAGAGUCCUUAAACUGAAGACUGUGUGGAGGAUGUAAUCACACUACAACAAAAGUCGUUUGAUUAUUAAACAUAGUUGACGGCAACUGGUCCGACUGGGGAAACUGGUCUGGUUGUCCUGUAACCUGUGGAGGUGGAGAGCAGAUAAGAACGCGAACUUGCACCAACCCACCUGCUGCUUUUGGUGGGGCACCAUGCCCUGGGGAGCCUGAAGAACGUCGACUGUGCAACAAGAACCCUUGCCCAGGUAAUGGAGACAGUGGUUACAAUAUUUUUUAUUCUUCUGAUUCAUACGAAGCUUUCGAUAUUGCUGAUCCUAACAUUAUACAGGACGCUUAUCACAUAUGAAGCUGAUAAAUGCUUAACUCACCAUAGUGUCUCGGUGCUGGAUCCUCGGAGAGCAGAAUCCGAAGGUCUGAGACUCUGUGAGGUGGCGAGGAGUACAUCUUAUUUUCACCCUGUGAAUAGCCAUGCAAACAAGUAAAUGAUAAAGCAAACUAUCGCCAACAAAAGUAGCUUUCUACAGUUAAACAUAGUCUCCUUUUUAGUGUAUCCUUUUCAGAGAGUAGAACGGAGAAAAAGUAUAUGAUGUUGGGGUGUACUGGGUUACGGGAAGGAGUCGUCUUUUUACUACUCUAUCCACGAAACUAAGUGAGACUUUGAAUUGUUAGUUGAUGGCAAUUGGUCUGACUGGAAUGAGUGGAGCGAUUGUCCUGUGACAUGUGGAGGAGGCGUGCAGGAGAGAACGAGAACCUGCACCAAUCCCCCUGCGCAGUUCGGGGGAAAGACAUGCCCAGGAGAGAGUGAGGAAACAAGAGCGUGCAAUGAAGACCCUUGUCCAAGUAAUAAUUUACUUUCAUAAUUUUUAUCUACAAGGUGUAUUAGAUAUCACGCAUUUUAUUUAUCCCUCGUUCUUGUGAGUGCCAGGGACGAUUCCUGUUUUGCUUGGUUUGUUCACGUCUUGCGUUUUACUUCGCUGGUAGACAAUGCGAAAAUUGUGUUAAACUAAGGGAUCAAAAUCAACUUGUUUUCUAUGACAAUGCCAAAUGGAUGUGGACCAAAAAUAUUAAAAGAAGAAUAUGGAUAGCUUUUCGAAUGAUGCAUUAUGAGGGAGAAACAACAACAUUUUGUUCUUGACUCUACGUAAGACACUUUGCCAAUGUUACUGUGCGAUAGAAGGCCAGGUUCUUAGGCAAAGAUGGCGAUCAAAACAAACUGGAGACAGACUCCAUCACUUUUCGCUAGAAUUCAUGGGAAAAGAAGUGCUUUUUACGUCGUUCUUGAGGCAAAAUAGACACAUUUUUCCUUUUUUCCAGUUGUUGUGGCAGACAUUUUGUGAGCGGAUCUGGGCUGAUUUUCAUUAUGACUAAAAAUUUGAACAUUGUUCGACGGCAUGACGGUUAACAAUGGUAACCUCUUAGCAUUCCUCUACGUUUUUCUUACCGUUUCCUGGUCACGUUUACAGCGAGGGUGAAGAGUGUCACUCGGGAAGUAACGCUCCUUGCAUAAGGUCAUAUCACAAUGACCUUGGCCUGAACUCGAACAUGGAUCUAAUGAUCCACAGCCUUCAAUAGCAGGUUAACCAAUGUGUUACCCCCUUAAUCUUUUGCCCGGAAAAUUUCCAUUUCAUUUACAGCACCUUAUGAUCCAUAAAGGUAGCUGGUUUGUGCUUCGUGAAUUCCCAUUUUGAUUACGGCAUCAUGUAAUCCAUUUUCAACCUCUUUACCUUUUGAAUACAGUUGGCAAUAACUCUUGUUUAAUCUAUCAAAUUUCCAACCUCAUCCUUUUGCACGCAUUUAACGGCAAUUGGUCCUAUGUCUUGUUAGUUACCGUUAUUAUUACGUCAUCAUAUGGUCCACAUUCUGCACACAGUUGAUGGUAACUGGUCCGAUUGGAAUGAUUGGAGUGACUGUCCAGUAACGUGUGGAGGUGGAGUCCAGGAAAGAUCAAGAACUUGUACCAAUCCUCCAGCACAAUUCGGAGGAAAGCCUUGCUCUGGGAAGAGCGAAGAAACCCGUGCUUGUAAUGAAGAUCCUUGUCCAGGUACUUUGUAGAGGCCAUAUCACCUAAUAUUAUUUUGAUCGGUUUUUACCACGCUCAAGUUUGCGAAUCUUUUCUUACAACCACAUAAUUUUUCAAAGCUUAUUUCUGAGGCCAAAUUCGAGCUCUUCUACUGUUCCCACAACAAUCAAGCUUUCCAUGUUGGUACUGGUGCAUGAUUAAAUAACGAAACGAAACGAGUGAGUUGAUUGGAUAUUAUUUUUUGGUUGGGCCUUCUCUUUGUGUUUCUCUUUUUGCUCCGUAAUUGCUAACUCUAAUUUAGCAAACAGGGAACAUUUUCGGUUGGUGUAAAUUAACCACCACGUCACGAACAAAGGUAAUAAGGAUAGUGGAAGUUUGGAUCAGUCCAGAGAAAGACUACGGUAAAUUGGAUUUUACUAAAACUUGUCUGAUAUGCACCGGACAAGUCUACUGGAAAACAACUGGUAUCAAUUGUUCAGCGUACCAACAACUGGAGGGCAUUAACAAUAUGUUGAAAUAUCAUUUGUUUUCUCAAUCCAAUCUGAUGGAGGGGUCUGGACGGAACAUGACAAUCCUAACCCAAUAUCCAUGGUUACUGAACGAUAUAAUCCUAGGCUGUGACUGGCGCCUCUGGAGUAAAUCUUUGAGAGUUAUCAUGUGUUCUUCGGUCAAGGCUGGAAUUGUGUCUCAUUGUCAAAGUCCUUGUUGCAGUUGACGGCAGUUGGUCCGACUGGAAAGACUGGAGUGAUUGCCCAGUCUCGUGAAGUGGUGGAGUACAGAAUCGAUCUAAAACCUGUACCAAUCCCCCGGCCCAAUUUGGAGGGAAGUCAUGUCCUGGGGAGGGUGACGAAACAAGAGUGUGCAAUGAAGACCCUUGUCCAAGUAAAUUCUUACUGAUUAUGAUGCACAACUGGUUAUCAUUGGUAGUUUAAACCGAUUUAUCGUUCUCUGGGCUUUUCAAUUGAAUCCCUCAUCUCCUUUGCUACUGUAUCUGCUCAAAGACCCCUUUUGAAUCCUUGUUGCAGUUGACGGUAAUUGGUCUGACUGGAAGGACUGGAGUGAUUGUCCUGUGACGUGUGGUGGGGGAGUACAGAAUCGAUCGAGGACAUGUACCAAUCCCCCCGCUCAAUUUGGAGGGAAACUAUGCCCAGGGGAGAGUGACGAAACCAGAGUCUGCAAUGAAGAUUCUUGUCCAAGUAAAUUUUUACUAUGUUGUGAUGCACUGAUGCUGGGCAUUGGUUACUUUAACCGUCCAGUAACUAUCUGGUCUUUUUCAAUAUCUUUAUCGGUCGUCCCUGUUGAAACUGUGUGUCUUGUAAGUCUUGUAAUUGGUCUGACUGGAAGGACUGGAGUGAUUGCCCACAUGUGGUGGCGAGGUACAGAAUCGAACCAGAAAUUGCAAUAAUCCCCUUGCGGAGUUCGGAGGAAAGCCAUGCCCUGGGGAGGGUGACGAAACAAGAUCUUGUAACGAAGCCCCAUACCCAUGUAAACCGUUUCUGCUUAAAAUAACAAAUUCAUCUCGAGGGCUGAGAGUUUGUUUUCUUUUCAAUUUAUCUCUGUUAGGCUAAAUCAAUUUGAACUAGAAUAUUUUCCUGUUUUUAUGACAUGGCUUGAUCUUUGCAAACCUUAACGCAAUCUAUCAAUCUUGAUGAGGAUUUGUUAAAAAUGGCAAGAACAAAAAACCAAGACAAUUUCCAAUGCUGGUUUUUCCCCCGCAUAUGGUUGAAAGCUCAAAUUUCUGCGAUAAAGCGCCUUCGUCCUACUACAUGUCUAACGAGUUUUGUCCAGUUCUAUUUCCUCAACUUAUUUAAAAAUUUGUUAAAUUAAUACAAAUCAAAGUUUAGUAUCGAAGCUACUGCCCUUUUAUAUUCGUAUACACCUUUUGAGAGGAUUGAUAAUGUCUGAGGUUCAAAAUAGGUUGAUGGAAAGUGGUCAGAUUAGACAACAAAAAGUGUAGUUUGUUUUACUUCCCUCUCAUAAGCCAAAGUAAAGGUAAUUGGUGAAAACCUAUAUUCCUUUUUAAUUCAGUCGAUGGUAACUGGUCUGACUGGAAGGAAUGGAGCGAUUGUCCUGUCACGUGUGGUGGUGGAGUCCAGGAAAGGUCAACAACUUGUAGUAAUCCACCGGCGCAAUAUGGAGGAAAGCCAUGUCCUGGAGAGAGCGAAGAAUCAAGGGCUUGCAAUGAAGACCCUUGUCCAAGUAAUUAUCUACUUUCAUCUUCAUUUUACAACGGGCCUGCCCCAGUAAUCGGCAGUUUUUGACUAAUUUUGAGUUCCUUUUAGACUGAUCUUUGGAGUUUACAAGCUAUUUUCUUUUUUAUUCUCUAUCACAAGCCAAAGUAACGGUUAUCGGUGUAAACCAACUUUUUCUUCAAUUCAGUUGAUGGUAACUGGUCUGAUUGGAAUGAAUGGAGCGAUUGUCCUGUCACAUGUGGUGGUGGUGUCCAGGAAAGAUCAAGAAGUUGUAGCAAUCCACCGGCGCAAUUUGGAGGAAAGCCUUGUCCUGGAGAGAGUGAGGAAUCGAGAGCUUGCAAUGAGGACCCUUGUCCAAGUAAUAAUUUACUUCCAUUUCAAUUAACAACACACUCACCCAACCAUCUUCCCUUAAUCUACAUUUUCUCUAAUAACUGCGGGUGAUUUUCUAUAUAAUCCCCAUUCGACAAAGUAACGUUUAGUGAUUAAAACAAAUUUUUCACUGUGAUUUAGUUGAUGGUAACUGGUCUGAUUGGAAAGAAUGGAGUGAUUGUCCUGUCACUUGUGGUGGUGGAAUGCAGGAAAGAUCAAGAACUUGUAGCAAUCCACCAGCGCAAUUUGGAGGAAAGCCUUGUCCUGGAGAGAGCGAAGAAUCGAGAGCUUGCAAUGAAGACCCUUGUCCAAGUAAUUAUGGGUCCAUUUUUUUCCUUUUUUAAGCUAAAGCAAUGCCAAAUGAUGCAAAAAAUGCUUUUCUUUCCUAUUCAGUUGAUGGCAAUUGGUCCGACUGGAAGGACUGGAGUGAUUGCCCAGUCACAUGCGGUGGCGGAGUACAGAAUCGAUCUAGAACCUGUACCAAUCCCCCUGCUCAAUUCGGAGGAAAGCCAUGCCCUGGGGAGAGUGAUGAAACAAGAGUGUGCAAUGAAGACCCUUGUCCAAGUAAAUUCUUACUCAUCAUGAUACAUUUUUCUCUUGAUACUACUGCAAUUGUAACAAAGACCACUUAAAUCAGCGCAGUCAUUGAAGACGAUGAUAUGAUGCCAUUAUUGACUUAUGAAAAAUAUAACCGAAAUGUCUUGUUCGCCCUUUGCAGUUGAUGGAAACUGGUCCAAUUGGGGUCCUUGGAGCGAGUGUACGGUCACGUGUGGUGGUGGUAAACAGAUCCACACUCGUAGUUGUACUAAUCCCCCGCCGGCAAAUAAAGGACUACUUUGCAUUGGUGAAAGCGAGGAGUCACGGGAAUGUAAUAUUGACCCGUGUGGAAGUAAGAGACAUCCAAUUAUAUAAUGAAUGUGAGAGUGAACUUCGCAAUAAUGAACGCUACUUAAGCAGGUCCGAAAAAAAUUCAGGCCUAUAUUUUCAAUGUUGCUUAAGUAGUUUUCAUUUCUGCGAAGAUCGCCCUCAUAUUAAUUUUUUAAUCCAAAGCUCGCGUAUAUGUUUUUCGUAUAUUUACAGACAUUAACUAUAUCAUGUUUCCUCAAUCAUAAACACCAUUAUGUUUUGCAAAAUUACAAAUAAGACUGGGAGCUAUUCAGAUAAAUGUCGCCGGCGUUCCACCAAGUUUGCACAAGCUUAGACCAAAUUCUGGGCGAGGAGCCCAUUCACACAUCUAAACCUGUUACUGGUAAAUAAUGAUUCAAUUCCACUCUAAACUGGGGAAUGGCGGCUAUAAAAGUUACUAGUAAUAGUAUUUAGAUAUUUGAACGAUUUUUCAUCAGCAGUUAUGGUAACAUUAGGUGAUAGUGACCGAAAGACGAUAGACGAGCUGGCGAAAAUCGCCUACUACCGGUACUUACUGACGGCUCUGCUUACUUGUUCGGUUGUUUCGUUUGUUUUUACGUCAAAAAGUUGUGGAGGACAAGGCACACAUUAUUUUCUCAUUUCAGCGGUCUUAGAUGAAAAGGGACUCUAGUUAGUUUAACUUCAAUCCAAGGUUAAUGUAACUCUUAGCUUUGUUGCUGGAGCCGACCGCCCUUCAUGGUUUCAUGUUGGGAUGUCUUUAACGAUGUUUGUUGCAUUUCCAUUUAAAGGACCCGCAGUGAUAACACACAUAAACACGUCAAUUACCACGACCGUGGUUGGGGGUAAAGUGGAGUUACAGUGUGUUUCCGACGGGGAUCCCACACCCACAGUUACGUGGUACAGUCCUAACGGUACAGAACUGGUCACCAUCACAGGAGACAGCACAAUAUUUAUUGUGGUAGAUGGUCCAAGCGACUUUGGUGACUACCGAUGUAAGGCUUACAAUGGAUUCGGUCCACCAGUUGAGAGAGUAGUAUCUGUGGAUCCUAUCGGUAAGUCAUCUAUUCCAGCUUCUGAAUCAGAGAUCCCUUUGCUGUUGAUCAAUAGUCUGUACUCGAACCAAGUGACCUAUCCAGCCGGAGCCCAUUUAUACUCCUGAAUGGAGAGAGGGAAUGUGGAAGUAACGUGUUUUGCCCGAGAACACAACAAUUAACCAGGCAAGGUCUUGAAUCCGGACCUCCCUUGGCUGUUGAUCGGUGAAAUAAUUCUAAGCAAGUUUGAUGUCACAUUGCAACCCUUUGAAAUGAAGUCGGUCAACCUUUAUUUGAAUGAAACACUGCGUGAAGAGGAGCGAAAUCUACUGAUUUGUCUUUUUCUUGUCUCUUCCGUAUGACUUAAUCGACGGCAGUACCACAGAAGGUAAGAAGGAUAUAAUUUUUUAAAACUAGCUGCAAAGCGAUAGCUUAAUUGAUGUGUUUAGUGUCAGGUCAGUUGGAGAAACUUAGAGCACUACUAUUAAAAUCCUUCUUAGUUAUCCAGAGCAUUCAAAUGUAAUCCAAAAGUAUUUGUUUCUUUGAUGGGUACAACGAUUAAUUGUAUCUCUAAAUGUUCAGUGGGUAGCCGAAGCUAUUGCAUUCUGCAGUCGGCAACUUUAUUCAGAAGCGUAUUUUGCACGAUCAGAAAUGAGGACAAGGGCGCUACAGUAUGACUCUUUAAAGUUCGACUCGCAAUAGACAAUACUCAAAGGGGACGGACAAUUUUCAUUUAGCCAUUCCAAAUGGCCUCCUUAAACACUUUCACAAAGAGAACACAACGGUAGAUAUUUUAUUGUCAUUUUGUUCCUUAGAUUGGACCUCCAGGGGAUCCCGGACCUAAAGGCGACAAGGUAUGAUAAUAUAUUUUACAACUGGUACUAGAGUUACUGAUUUUUCGUUGGUAACCUAUGGCUUACAACAAGCCUCAGGGACCACACUUGUUGAGAGCUUGGAAAUGUAUGAAAAGCCGCAAAAUAUUCUAGAAUUUUAUUAAACGAAAAUAAAUAGAUGAAUCAAGUAAUAUUGAAUUCAAAAGAUUAGUAUUGAUCAUUAACGUAAAUAUUAUACAAAUCGGUUUCCCUUUAAUAAAUAACAUUUUGAGUUAGGAGCAAUGCUCUCUGCUAACUGAUAACCAGGCGUAAAAGGAGGCCUUCAAAUCCUUAACCCUUUAAUUCCCAUGAGUGACUAAGAUAAAAUUUUUCCUUAUAAUAUCAAUACAAUAUCAACCAGAUAAAUGAUGAGAGUAAAGAAAAAUAUCAAUUUGGGGAUAAAAAAGUUGAUCCAAUACUAAAUUCUCUGCACCAACAUCAUCAGAAUUGUAUGAUUGACAGUAAGGAGAGUCAAAAAUUUGAUUUGGGAGUUAAAGGGUUAAUUACCUCCCUGUUCCACUUUUUUCCUUAUGUAUUUACACCCUAAUAUCAGUAUGCAUAUUCUCCAUACAUUUCCUAUGGUUAUCACGAAUGAUUUGAUUAGCUGAUGAUCAUUUCCUUUUUUUCUCGUGACCUUAAUGUUUGAUUCAGGGUGGAUAUUGUGAGAGGAGACUAGAUGCUAGUCACUCUUAGGCGUCAAAAGGCUAAUAGUUUAAGUUUUAGAGGUUCAACACUAGUCUUAAAGCCGAAUGAAUCCUGUACUUUAAGGGUGAUAAAGGCGGGCCAGGACCCCCCGGAUCACAAGGUGACCGCGGAGUGAAGGUGAGAUAGCUUUAACCCCAUCGCUGACCGCUUAACUUCUUUUAUAUAAUUUGAUAGAGAUCCGAGCAACUCGUGCCCUGUUAGGCACAAUUUUAGAACUUGUUUAUAACGAAAGAAAAGAACGAGGCAGUCUUCAUAGUGCUUCUUUCCAAAGAAGUUCACUAGCGACCUCGGAAGGCGUGCACGAGAAGAAAAUCGUGUUAUUUUAAAAGUACUUAUUCUGAUAGUCUUCUCCAGAGUAAUAUUUGUGAUAAGUCCUAUGUAGCUGUUUCGUUCUCCACCCUUAAAACCUUAUUGUUCAACUUGCCAAUAUCCAUUCUAUUUUCGUCAGGGUCAACCGGGUGUUGACGGUCCUAAAGGACCCCGUGGGCCGCCGGGGCCCCCGGGGCCUCCUGGAAAAGUUAUUUUAAAUUUCACUGGACCUGAUAUUGGGCCACUCGAGGGCAGGGUGGUAAGUAAACCUUUCUUCUUUGGUAUACUUAAAAAAAACAUUUAACAUCCAUGAUGAUUUAUAUCUUUAUGCCUUAACACUAUUUGUAGCUGCUUAUUCCCUAGCAGUUGUAUUGCAGAUAAAAUGAAAGAACACGGAAAUUAUCUUAUGUUCAAAAAGCAGCUGAGUUCUCUUGCACAGUUUCUGCACUACUUAAAUUGCGUUUCACAUCGAGGGAAAUUUUUACACUUGAAUAUCAUUUCCAGGUCAAAAUACAAUUUAUUUCAUUAAAUUAAAUCUGACUUCUCUUUCGUUCUGUAAAGAAUUUACCCUUGUUGUCAGUGAAACUACAGCUAGGCUCAGCCAUCAGCUCGCUCAUUGCUCGACAGAAGAGGAGUAUACCCCGCGUAAAAAGCAAUUUGACAGCAGCUUAAGAAACCAUACUCGAUAUAUGAUCAAAAGCUAUGGUGAAAGACGUUUUGUGUAUCAACACUACAGCCUGUUUGUUUUAGGUUCCGGGUGGCUCUAAAGGACCUAAUGCUGGAUUCAUUACAGUGAAAGGAGAACCAGGAGAGCCGGUAAAAUCGUAUUGAAGUCGAAUUUAUUCAUGCUCCCUUGCUCGAAAUGGACGGUUAUGUUCGUUAAAUUAUUUUACAUUUGCUCUCUUUUUUCGUUUCUUGCUUUUCAAAUGGAAUAUUUUAGGGGUCUCGUGGAGUAGCGGGAACUCCGGGUUACCGUGGGCCAGACGUGAGUAAAAACUUGAAUUUGCAGUAAUAGGUGAUCUGUAUCUUUUUUUAUUAUUUCAAUGUGGUUUGCCCAAGAAGAGGCAUUGUGGUUGGGUUGAGAGCGCAUUGGACUAACAAUUCAGAGAUUACGGUGAUUAGACUCGUAAACUGUCGAUUAAAUGUGACAUUUUUUCGGUAACUAGAUGCACAUCUACGUCUUUUAAAGCGCUCGUACUGGUACCAUAUUGGCAAGGCAUUCAUACGGUUUUCACUUUAACUUUACGGGCAUAAAAAAUUGGCAUGUUGAAAGCACCUAACAGCGUGUGGAAAACAUUAUUCCUUCCAGUGCAGUGUUUUAGCCCUGCUUGUGAAAAGAGCCAACUCGCGCGUGCACUAUUAAGCCGCGACGGUGAUCUGCGACUGUGAACACAAGCAACCUCAUAUUUUAAAUCCAGGCUUGAGUAGAAAAUGAAAAGAAGAGAAAAUGGAUGCUAAUCCAAUUACUGAGUAGAUUCUUUCUACAGAACAUGGUCUGUGAAGCGGUCAAAGCACGAUACAUGGUUUCAGGAUUAAUGAGAAUCAUUACUUACAUCUAACAGACAAACUUCGUCUUUAUUCAUCCAGGGCACGCCAGGGGAGAAAGGACAAAUGGGGCCUGAAGGAGGGAGAGGAAUAUCGGUAAAGCUGAAUUUAGACCUUUUAAACCAGAAAUUCAAACAGUAGUCUCAAUUUAACGAGGUAGCCUUUUGUACGGAUAUUGUAUGCUUGCUUUGCUUAACUUUAGAGGUUAACAAUUUUUCGGAGAUCGAUAUUUUAUGUAAACUAAUCUGGCAUUAUUAAGGAGGACCCCGUGUCCUCGUUCACCUAAAUGAAAGGUUAAAUUUAGAUGAAAGUGUGAGAUCUAUAUCAAAUCAAUCAAUGAUAACAAGAGGAAAUGCUUUUUGACACUUGUUUGUAGGGCGCACCUGGUUUACCAGGCCCUCCAGGUUUGCAGGGAAGAAACGGAGAGGAUGUAAGUAAAAGUGUAAUUGAAAUAUCUCCACGUUUCAUCCCAAAUGCUGCAAUUUACAAUCCGUGCUAGUUUCGUAAAAAUGUAAAUCGGGUGUGAUAGUGAUACGCAUUUACUUCGUCGUACAAAGUAUUAAUGUGUAUUCAUUUGUUAAUGAAGGGUGCUCCUGGUCCCACGGGUGAGCCUGGUGAGACUGGUGUCCAAGGAGAACCGGUAAACGAUAAGCUACUCAAUUACUCAUUAUUCCAAAGUUAGGUCGUUAUGGAUAAAAGUGAGACCUUGCCGUAUAGACCGAGCGAUAACGUGUCAGGUGGUCAGGAGUCGAUGAAUCGGUCACUAAUUCAAUGGCAAUCAGCAGACAGUCCGUCGAACGUUCAGCUAAUUAUCCACUAAUUCAGACAGAUAGCUAAACUGAAUCACUGAGCCAAUUAGUCAGAAAGUCUGCAGGCAAGUCAACCAGUCAGUCACUCAGUCAGUCAGUAAGUAAGUAGGUACGACAGUCAGUCAAUCACUGUCAGUAAAUCCCAGUCAGUUAGCCACGAGUCAAUCAGUCCACUUCUUGGUAAUUCAGUUAGUCAGAGAGUACGUUUAUCGCUGUCGGAAUUCACAAUCAGUUAGUCACAAGUUAGUCAGUCAGUCAGCAAGCUAAUCAGUCAGUCAUCCAGCCAGUCGGUGAGUCAGUUAUUCAAUUAGUCAGAGAGUCGGUCAGUCUGCAGUCAUUCAGAGAGUAAGUCAGUCGGUCAGUUCAUCAGUUAGUCACUCUUGUGUUUGUAGCGCAAAACAACCGUUUGUUUGUCUAUCAAAUAUUCGACACGAUCUAUAAAACAUUUAUUUGUUGCAGGGACCUGUUGGGAACCCAGGUCCCAUUGGUUUAUCUGGUAUCAAAGGCGAUAGGGUAAGUAAUUAUCGUCACUGUUGUUGUUUAAUUUCUUUUUUUGUUGUUGUGCUACUAAGUCCUUAAUAAGUGUUUUCAUGAAUAUUGUUCGCAUCCGACCAGUGUAUUUAGAUUUCCAAUUAUCUUGCUACCUCAGGGCAUGAAAUUGCGCCCAAUACAGGCGCGAUGAAAGCGUAAAAAAGAGGUUUUGUUUGUCUUUGAAAAUGGCGACCAACUUUUCUUGAAUUGGCUACCACUUUGAAGAAUUUAGGAGCCAAGUGGCUGUCAGGAAAAAAAAAUUAAUUUCACGCCCUGUACCUUGAGCGACAAUUGUGCAUCUAACAGUUUUGUAAGACUCGAGCGAUAAUCUUACCUUAACAAGAAGCAUUGUUAAUUUUUUUCUGAUUGAAACUGGAAAACUUUCCAGGGAGAACAAGGUGAACCAGGAGAAGUAGGAGAUCAGGGUAAAUUUGGACAAACGGUGAGUCAACGCUUUACACCCUUACGUAAGUAUUCGUAUUCUCUAUUCUGUUUUUGUACAUUUACUAAGGUGCUGACAAGGAGAAUUUGUCGAACAAUCAAUAGUUUCUUUAGUUGGUGAUCAUUUCUUCUAGUCUCAUGACGUUAAUGUGAGAUUCAGUGGUGAUAUUUUAAGGAGAAAAUAGAUACUAGUCACUCAUAGGUGCUGAAGGGUUAAGCAAGGCAAUAAUCAUGUACAUUUGCAUUCCUCUUUGAAAUGGAUGAAAACCGUUCAAAGGUGCUGCUAUUUUAAGCGGUCAUUUACUGGAACAAGAUGACAAGAUUUUGAAAUUCUUUGCUGUUUUUCCCAUUGUUCCACGCUGGUGCCAAAUGCUCAAAAUGUCUCUUUUCCCUUUCUAAAUGUUUUUAUGUCCGUGUUUGUUUAGGGAUUUGAUGGAAAACCUGGUCGAAAUGGCGUCAAUGGGAGGAAGGUGAGUUUUAGAAGACAAUUGCCACCGUAACUAGUAAGGGAAGUUUUUUUCGAGAGAGAAGUUACCCACAUUUUUCCUUAAAGACGAAAAAAUCGGACCAGUCAACAUGUUAACCCAGAAGUUCCGCCAGUAUUUCACGUUAAUACUUUUCUUUUUAUCAUUCGUACCUUUAGGGAGAACAGGGACUCCCGGGUCCGCUUGGGGUUCCGGGACUCAGAGGUUCACCUGUGAGUAAAAAAACGAACUGUGUUGUGUCCUUUGUACAAUCUGGAAUUGUCCGACUAGUUUUCGAAACACUGUGUCUCGAAUUGUUAUUUAGCAGGCGAAGUGACAAUAAUAGACUCUUAAAUAAUGGAUGUUCAACAAUUAUUAUCACAUUCUGGAAAGGCAGUACUUUGGUAAGGAGUCUUUCACCGAUAAAUGUUAACAACCGUUAUAUGUAUGAAGGAAAGCCGUGCCCAUUCAUAAAACUGUAGAUAAAUUUGGUUUAAACAACUGAGUUGAUAAUAUAAAUUGGCCACCGCGCAGCGUUUCAGAGCUGACGUUUCUAGCGUUGCAAUUGGCCCUACAUCAGAGCAAAUGACGAACGGCUGACGCUCGAAACGUCAGCUAUUAAACUUUCUAUGGGGGCCAAUUUUCUUUAUGAACUGAGCUGAUACAACCAAAAUUAUUUUGUUAUACCGACUACCUACCGACGCUGCUCCGCAGUUACAUUAGAAACUUUUUAUUCAUUGAUAAAAAAGGUGGUUCACAAUGAGACGAUUAUCUUUCUCAAACUGGGAAUUUUUUUUUUUUUUAAAUGGUUCACUGAGGCGAUUGUAAUUUUAUUUCUUAUUAUCAUGGCAGGGUCAACAAGGUCUACCGGGCGGGCCAGGACCAGAAGGACCAGCGGUAACUAACAGAACUGUAUUUUAGGUUGCAAUAUUUGCAAACUAUCUAGCUUGAUGGGUAUGAGAAAAUUAUACAUUGCAUCAGACCGGUCAUGGUCUGUUGUAGUGUUUUUUUUUUCUCUUUGCCAGUUGUCUCCCUUCUUUCAAUCGCCCGAAUCAUUUGUCUUUGUAUAGCUUUCUAAGUGUUGAGCCCAUUUUUAACCGACACUAAACAAUCUUCAGGGUGCCCCCGGAGAAAUAGGUGAACCAGGAAAUGCUGGAGCUCCUGGACUGAAAGGCGACAGAGGGCAACCUGGGUUACGUGGGAAACGCGGUUCAAACGGGGAAACUGGGCCCAGUGGACCAACUGGACAGAAAGGAGACUCGGGUGAAAAAGGUCGACGUGGCCAAACGGGACAACCUGGUGCCAAAGGAGCGAUGGUAUUGAAAGACAAUUUUGUUACAAAUUUUCACGCUUUAUAGUUCUACGUGUUAUAUCUUCUUCGGAGUAUUACUUGAUCUAUGUUAGAUUCUGUAAAUUCUUUAAAAUGACUUACACCGGGUAAUAGAUAAUAAACAACGCAAGAACUACCUGUAUUGUGGUUAUCAUUUGGCAUCACGUGGCCCCUUUGUCACAAAGAAUAUGGUAUUUGUUGAAAAGAAAAAGAGCGCAAAAGUCGAUUUUUUUUAGGCUCCUCGUUUACAGCGAGUUGUGAACAUCGUUUCACAACUCGACACUGCAUUUUCUAUGUGGUUCUCAUCAAGUUGCAAUAUGGGUAAAUUUGAAAGUCGUACCUUUUGGGAAAAAUGUUGAGUCACUGCCUAUAUUUGAUAAUGAAGACAUUAUUUCUAACCGUCAGGGUCUCGUCGGCAACAUGGGCCUCAGAGGAGAACAAGGGAAGGAGGGCGCUCCGGUAGGUAGCCUUAAGAAAUUUGAAAAGCCCCAACUUAAGUGUUCGUAUUCUACUCACUGUUCUUUACACGUAAAAUGAAGUACUGAUAAAGAUCAUUUUUCUGGCAAUCUGGAGCUUUUCAAACAAGUGAUUAUUUCCUUUUUCUCUCGUGACCAAAAUAUUUAAUUUAAGGGUGAUACUGUCAAGAGAAAUCGGACGUAAAUCACUCUUGGAGUUUGAAGGGUUAACUUUUUUCAUGUCAACAAAUAAGUCCUUAAUUAUUGUUUAUAUAAUAAAUUGAUUAGUAACUUGCCGCAACUCUUCAUUAUACUGUAGCUUUAACUGCCUGGUUACUUGUCAACUCCAAAAAACGCAAAAUCAUGUAGCACUUAAUGAGAACAAGGUCAAACAUGGUGUUCACAGUUUCUUGAUUUUCUCAAAAUUGUGUUCUUUUCUCUGUUUGCAAGGGAAUCGAUGGUCAACCAGGCUCGGAGGGAGGAAGAGGAGAGAGGGUGAGUUAAUAUUGAAAAAAUUUGAAAACGCAGGUACACGAACAAGCGAGGUGCAAAACGAUAGCGUAAUAUGUGAAAGUCUUGGAAGGUUCACCUUUCAUUUAUUUUCAAUUCAGCAUCCCUAAAUAAAAAGGAACGUUAACAUUUCAUGAAUAACUUUGGUGAAUGACGUUCCAUUAAAAGACUUAAUUUCCUCAGCGGAAAAAAUUUGACGGAAAGGAUUUCAACAUGACAACGCUUGUGAGAAUCUGAAAUUCCUAACAACGAGUAUUUGUCUUAUGUGUUAGCAGUGCUGAGAGAAAAAAAAAGGGAAAUAAAGGUUGGUAAAAACACACUGAGAACUACAAAAAUAGCUGUAUUACAUUUGCAAUGACCUCAUGCAAGAUAGCAUUUUUAGGGCCCCCCAGGAACAGCAGGACCAAGAGGAAGACUAGGAGCGAAAGGAAAUCGGGUAAAGUGCUUCACUGAUGUUAGAUCUGAAUUUGAUAUAGGUCUUAUGUUAUGUGAAAAAUUGUUUUAAAAUAAAAUAAGAAAAAUUGUUUAUGCUUAAGAGGUGUGGGGAAAGUUACGACGUAAGUUCAUUUGUUCAUGAAAUAAAAGAAAACAAUUACUACGUGAGGAGAGUUCCCCGUUAUGUACGUUUAAUCAUGAGAUUUGAAACGCAUUUUGUGAACAAUGAGAGAGCUAUAUCUUGUAAAAACAUGCCAUGAGAACUUUAUAUUUGGUUUUUCUCACUUUUUCAUCAGACGCUGGAUGUUUAAAUGCAUUUUUGAAAGAUGGUUCCUUUUUUUACUCCUAACCUAGGGUCCUUCAGGGCAGAUUGGAGUCCCUGGUCCAAUUGGCUCGCGUGGAAGAAAGGUCAGCAAGUCUAUAUGUUUGAAGACGAACAAGUGCAAGAGCUCCCCUGAUCGAGAAUUAAUAAAUAUGUUGCACCUAAAGUAUUCCGAAGCUCAAUUUCUUCUGAGAGAAUUAAUAAAUAUAUUCCAUGACGCCAUGCGUCAGUCUAGGAAUGGAUAACAGUUGACUUAAAAUUGUGGUAACAACUAAAGGGUGGCACACGGAACGCAGUCGUGUGUGUCAGUGAUAUUCUCGCCAAAUCUUGGCGUCUUCUGCGAUCUAUUACUGGACAGACGUGCCGCAACUUGGAAUAAUGUUGAUAGUGACGUCAAUCAAAAUGCGUAUGUAAUUUAGCAUAUCGUGUUAUCAAAGAAUCACCUUUUUCGUGUAAUUCUAGGGUUCUAGAGGACGACGAGGAGCAAGAGGCCUUCCUGGUGAUAUGGGCCCAGAGGUAGUGUGCUGUAUACUUUUUAGAAAAUCAACGUAAAUUUGAGUCAAAGUUGUUUUUAUAUUGAGUUUAUACUGAAAUUAAUUUUGUUAUUCUGACCGCCACGAGGCUCUGAAUGUAAAAAUUUGUAUUUGUUGUUUCUAGGGACUUCAAGGUGAAGUUGGUUACCAUGGAGCUUUUGGUCUGGCAGGGAAAAAGGUAAACGUAGUCAAACCACUAACACACAGAAGCUCAGGAGGGCCAAUCCCAAAAGCUUACAAAAGGAUUAUCUGGAUGAUCGAGGCGUCAUCGUCUGGGUGAGAGUAGUCUGAGAAGGACUAAAAUCGAUAAUGGUGAUUGACGUUCCGACAACUUUGGUGGAAGGCAUUGACUCUGAUGAUGACUUCCGCCAAGAUGGUCGGAAAGUCAAUCACUACAAGAAGGAACAGUCCUUUUCCAAGACUUCCCUCACCCGAGCGAUCAGGCUACACUACCAAAUCCUUGAAUCAUUGUUUAGCAGCCCAACUGUUACACGGUCAAAUGUAACUCCUGGGUUCGAACUUCUAAAAAGUGGAAUGAGCACGAAAAACUGGCAAUAUUAACAAAAAAUAUGAAGGACUGAAGUAAACAUUUCUGUUUUUUUAGUUUUUUUCCGAGUAAUGAAUUAUGUUUACGCCUACAGCGUUGAAAUGAAUGUGUUCACUCAAUGUCUGCUAAGUUGCAUGUCUAGUCAAUGCGUCCUGCGCAAAAAGAAAAGGAAAACGCUCUUCAACUAGAGCUAUAUUUGGAUCAAUAUCAGUAUCUGGGCAACUGCCCACCUACCCCUCCCCUAACUCAACAACAGUCAAUUGAUAACAAGUUAGGGUUAAUGUUGGGUUAGGGGAGGGGUAGGUGGGCAGUUGCCCAGACACUGAUAUUGAUCCCGAUAUUUUUCAUGCACAUAUAUUAUUCUCAAGUACUUUCGUUCUUUUGAAAGGGCAACGCUGGAUUACCAGGAAUAGACGGAAUUCCUGGAACCAAAGGAGAUCAGGUAAAGAAGAGAUGAGAAGUUUGAAUAUUCUCAUUACCUGUUUGCUGGAUAAAGUAUGGAUAUUGUACUGAGAAGUUAAAGGGUUAACAGCAAUUGUGCUUGUUUCCUGGAAUUAAGGCUUGCUCAAGGUAUCUUCAUCUCUUCAUUAGGGAUCUCCUGGAGUGGCUGGAAAUCCUGGGAGCCCUGGAAUGAGGGUUAGUUAUUUUCCAGCAAGUGUUUAUAACUGAGAAAUUCAGUUUUUUCUACAUUACUACAACAAAAGAUUUUUUUUCUACCUUGAUUUAGGGGAUUGGUGGACAGAGAGGAAGAGCAGGGAAUCCGGGGGCGAUUGGAUCAAAGGUGAGCGUUUGACAGGGGUUUCAAUGAAAACUAGUUAUCGGUGGGGUGUACCGCUGCCUAUAAGAGCUCUUACCGCCGUCUGUCAAGCCUAAGGCAGGCUUUCGUGUUGGGUUUCCCUUCACAGACCCUUUUCCGGGUAUGGCCACCAAUUACAGCGCUGGCAGCCACUUAUGGAAAAAGUCAUUGAAAACCCUGUGGGGACACCCUGGCGAUACUUCUACCUUUAGAGUAAUUGAGAUAAUUGACAAAUUUAGUUGUUAUUUUUGAAAUCUUCAUUGUUAUUAUUAUUUAUUUCAGGGCUUACCAGGGGAGGAUGGCACUCCGGGAAGAACAGGAGAUACCGUAAGCUAAAUGUUCAUUUGAUAUUUAUAAGCUGUCGUAGUAGUACCUGAGCCGGAGUUUGAAAAACCAUAUGAAUUAUUUUAAGAUGGAUUCCGUCUAAAUAAUUAGACUUGCUGGCUCGAAUACUUGUUUUGAAACUCCAUAAAAAAGUAUUUCAUUCAAGAUUCUAGAUAUUUCCUAAUAAACAGGAUGAUUUCAGUGCCGGCAAUGGUAACGUUAUCCCCUGUGUACUCAGUACUCGGCGACGAUCGGAGGAGAAAACAGACGGAUUUACCUUUUGGUAACUUUAAUAAUUUGUUUGUUUUCUUUUGUUAAUCGUUAGGGUCUACCAGGCAUUAAUGGCUCACCUGGCCGUCGAGGAGCAAAGGGAACAAUGGUACUUAGCAACGUAACUUUCACUGUCCACGGACAAUGGUCAAAACAUCGAUGAGCGUUUUUUUUUUUUUUAAUUUUUAUUCAGGGCCAACAAGGUAAAGAUGGACCGUCAGGCCGUGCGGGAUCGAGAGGACUAAAGGUGAAAUUGCUCCACUUUAAUAUUUAAUUUUAGGAAUCUUCCUUCUGAUAUCCGUUAUUCAUUUUUUAUUUCGUUAUCGGUAGGGUGAUAAUGGUGCUAAAGGCUCGACUGGGACACCCGGAAGAACAGGAAGAGCUGUAAGUGCUUAAAAUCGAAAGGACAUCAAUGCGAAUAACGAAAAAAAAAAAUUAAAAGAAUACCUAUGGCCAACUAUUGCAUAAAGAACUUAAUCUAGAGUUUAAACAUGGUUGUGAACUUCUAAUUAUCGGUCUUACUGCAAGAUUGCUCUUAUCUCAAAAGCCCCGCUUCCGGAGAAUCACGGAGAGUUCUGCAAUUAUGGUAACCAUCCAACUCCGCAGAAUGAUAAACGCAUAUAUCCACAUAUCAGUGAAUGAGUGAGUGUGUGAGUGACUUAUUUGCAUAUCGGAGUCCCCAUAAAAACUUGUUUACACGAGUUAAAAAUGAGAAGAAAAUCAAGAAUCAGUCGUGAACAGAAACGAAUCAAUGCUAAUGGCUUGAAACUAUCCUUUUCUUCAAAAGGGGCGUCGUGGUGAACGAGGCAUGAUGGGUCUCCGAGGUUUACAAGGACCUGUGGUAAGUUUGUAGAGAGUAUCUGAUAUGACUUCCGCUCAUGUUACCCUAAAGACCUUCCUAGGGUCACCCUUACCUGGAAGAUAAUAGCAUACGUUCGCCAGAUUUGACAGUUGUAUUUCACUAUUCCCAUUUAUCCGUGCAUCCAUCACCCCAACCUUGUCAAUAUCAGAAUGAUGGUCGGAGCACAACAGCGAGAGCCUCGUGUUCCACUUUGUCCGCAUUGUGCUCAAGGUCUUUUAAAAGGUAUAUCUUGCUAACCAUGUAAAACUAAAGAUGUAGGUAACGGACCUGCAGUUUUCAGUUCCUGUUCGAAAGGACUAAAUUGAACGAUUUGUAGAUGAAGUUUCAAAGGUUUUAUGUUAAGAUCUGGUCUGAUCAGGUUGAAACCCUCGACCUCCCGCGCGGCAAUUCGCAUCUCUUCCAUUGAGCAACCACUGCAGUAGUUUCAUCCUCGCGUAAACUAAAACACUCUUAUCUGUAUGACUCUAGGGAGUAGCUGGAGUUCCUGGCCCUAUGGGCAACAUUGGACGUUCCGGUCUCCGGGUAAGAAAAACUGGAUGAAUGUCUCAAUGGUUUGAAACUGUAUGGAAGAAAACUCAACUUUGUAAGGUUGAGCCAGCUGAUAUGAUCAAACUUGUGCCCAGUUUCCGCCUCAAAAAAGUUUCAUUUUCCCUAUUGAUAAGCUACGGUUUCCAGGCAUUUCCUGAGCGACCCUCUUUGUAGGGAGGGAGCCUAGAGGUAUUUUUACAGCCCAAACUUUGCGUUAGUUAUUUUCUCGCUUUCUUCAGGGACGAACAGGAGAACGUGGAAAGGACGGUAAAAUUGGUCAGCUGGUAAGUCGUAACUCAGCCUCGAUAUUUGGUUCCAUGAGGAUGUUUCUUUUGUGUCGAUUAAUCAGGCAACGACUCUUCUAAUAAGCUUGUUAGUGGCCAGAAAUCUUGGUUCAUAAGAGAUUGGUUUCUCCCAAAAAGCAUAAAGGCCGCACUUCUUCAACACAAACGUUGUUGACAUGCCACAGUGUGUUGCGCUAACUAACCAAGGAUAUUAUUCUAUUUUUCCACAGGGUGACCGUGGUCCAGUUGGUAAACCUGGGCUGCCUGGACCCCAGGUAAGUCUUGAAAGUAAAUUAUAAAGUAGUAAAUUAUUCCUCUAUUAUUUUACUGACAUUUCCUUUUUGGGUAUUUUUGGUUAGGGCCCACCUGGAAAAGUUGGCAAAGCUGGAAGUAAUGGCGAAGAUGGAGCUCCGGUAAAGCUAAUAUGUGCAUCCAUUAGAAUGUAUUGCUUUAUGUGAGCAGUUUAUUCUUUGGAAAAUUAAAACUGUGAAUCAGCAUAUGUGAAGCCAAAGCAACAUGUAUUGUUACUAAAACCUCUCUUUUUAUCCUUGAGUUAAUCUAUUCGCUUAUAAACCAUUCAACCUGUAAGUAUUCACAACGAGUGAAAAGGCAUUAUCUGAGAUCAAACGUGUGAGGAAAACUAUGACUUUCUCAUAUAUUUAUCUUUGUUUCUUUUUCAUUAACAUAUUCUUUGUUUCUAUUUUUAAGGGCGGGGCAGGACAACGUGGAUCUCGAGGUCGAAAUGGAAAUUCAGGCUCACCUGUAAGUAGAUGUUUGGUUAUCUACAUUUUAGUCGCGCGCAGAAUCAGAACUUACAUAAAAUUCGUGAAAUAUGUGACGCAACAAUUGAGUUAUAUUACCCUGCUUUCCUGCCCCACAUAAAAAAUAAAUGGUAGGGCGUUGAACCAUUGAUUUAUUUUUUAUUUUAUUUGGCGUGAAAGUCUUAGGGCAAGCGCAGGUUACACUCCCUUAGCUGUAUCGAUAGCAUAGCGCGCUUAUUCACCUCUGAAAAACGUUAAAAAGUAAACCAGUUCUGUCAGCAGAAGCGAUUGGUAAGUACCGGAACUUUUUUUCUUUUCAGGGUUGGCCGGGGUUACGUGGGUUUUCUGGAAAAAGAGGAUCGAAAGGAGAAAAGGUUUGAAAAUAAUUUUCAUCUCCUUAUACCCUCAGCGGUAGUAUGCACAUUCUCCACACUACUCUCUCUACAUUCCUGGUGUGAUGGAGACGAGGAGAAUUUGGUCAGAAAAUCAAGAGCUUAUGAAGUUGUGAUCAUUUCCCUUACCUUCCUUUAACAUUGCUAAAGUCUGUUUUGUGUCACAAAUUGUUUUCAACAUUCUUAUAGAGGUGUCAAUUAAGGAUUGUACCUAACUAAAAGGACAAGGGGACCUCUCAACCCUUUUUUAUGGACUUUUGGCGUAAUUUCUCAUUUUGUUACAGGGAAUUGCAGGGAAUCCUGGCUUGCCUGGUGAUGAUGGUCAGUCUGGUGCCCCGGUAAGCUACUCAACUUUCUCAGUGAAGUUCACUUACUUCUGACAUAGCGAUUUUAUUAUGUAUUUAAUCAUGUAAAUAUCUUUUUUUUAUUGCACUCAUUUUGGACUGGUGAUCUUCGCAACCUAAUUGUCUCUCAGCGCAGUGCGAUUGACUCGAUUCAUUGAGAAUGUGUUCAGUUUUAAGCCGGCUUUUUUGAAAAAUAAUCAAACAGUGCACAUGUUACUUUUAUAAUUGGACAGUGUAAUAAUCAAACUUACUCUGGGAAAUAUUUCGUCCUUUUUUAUAAUAACAUUCUAUUUAUCAUCAUUUGAAGUGCGCUCUAUUAAGAACCGUCCUCUUCAUCUCUUGUGGUACGUAAGGCAAGAAUAAUUUCUUUGCGUUUAGCUCUGUUUUUUUACAGCAUAUUAUGUCUCCCCACAUUCAAGUUUUACCUCACCGAGCUCAUCAAGCUCACUAGGCUCACCGAGCUUAGCAAUUUUAGCUCGGCGCCAGGACUCAGUUCAGAGACCGUUUUUAAUUUUGACAGGGAGAGGACGGAAGACCUGGAUCACUUGGAAUGCCAGGUCCACGUGGAGCAAAAGUGAGUGAUUGCCAUGCCGGUUACGUACGUUGGUAUGGAUCUUUUAGGAUGAAGUUCAUGUAUGGCACUUUGAUAAGAGUCAAAAAGAGUUGCAUGUAUUUAAUGAUAUUUAGAUGAUCUCGUCGACGCCAUAUUGACGGAUUAGGCUUCAUCAAUAGGGAGAUUACGCCACCGAAUCGCUGUAAACUUGAUCGUCUUGUUUAUCUCUUACUGUCAUCAAGAAUGGCUUGCAAUUCCCUUGUUGUAAAAUGUUCCGAAUAGCUUCUUCGUGUAACGGGAAAAGUUGCACUUAUAAGUACGAAGAAUCUGUGGGAUCAAAGCGGGCAAUCCCAAGCGAGUUUCCCAUUAGAACACAGGAUUUGCUUCAUAUUUCCCGCCACGUUGGCCGCAGGAGAAAGUGACGGACCAAAAAGAGGAGCAAAACGGUGAACUACAACUUGAAAAACUACCAUAAAAUUAUUGACAUAGUCACAGUAUCAACAAAUUUACUAAGAUUCUUUUUUUAUCACAGGGAAAUGAUGGUGUAAACGGAAUACCAGGUCGAAGUGGAAAGAGAGGUUCAGAGGUAACUAUGGAUUUGCAAUUACUAUUUCUUUAUUUAAGUUGGCAAAUGGUCACUUACAAAAGUUGAUCUUGGAUCCCUGUUCUUUCCUUUUGGCGUCAAUCUGAAGGUUUCAGAAUUUUACUAGAUCAAGGAGCCAAUGGAAACAUGGAGUAAAACCAUUAAAAAUGUAAAACGCGAGCGACCAAGCCGCAAUUGGUUUAGUUUUCAUUUAGUUUCGAGUUUUCUCGGCCAAUCACUGAGCGAAACAAAGCAAAACCAGUAGAACCUCAGAUUACUUUCGACACUCCGUAGCAAAUUUUUCACAGUCAUUUUAAAUUCUAAUUUCUGUUUUUUACUUUAUUUUAGGGCUUGAAAGGCCCACCAGGAACGCCAGGAAUUCCGGGAUUGAUGGGAGGACCUGUAGGUUGACCUUUUAGCUUCAUUAUGAUAUUAGUUUUCUAUGCCUUACUAUCUUAUCUUCUAAGUUUCCGUUUGACAGCGAGUCGGGCUUAUUCUUAAUGGAUCAUGUAAGCAAACGAACGAGUGAUACGAAGCGCCAUCAAAUAAAUGGAAACGUCACCCUUACACCUGAUGCUCUUCUUAAAAGAAUCAAUUGGUUCUUGACUGUUCUCAAUAGCGACCUUUAUACUUUAUAUUCCUUAAUUUUUCUUGACAUUUCGUGCGAUAGUUUCAAAGCGACUCAUGUUUACAAUGAUUUUGCUCAUCAUUUUAUGUUUUUACUAACGAUUAUCCCCUCUUGUAAAACGUUAUUUCUUUUUCGGAUCUACAUGUAAAGAAUAAUAUACUAUGGCACUGUGUACUUAACCAGUGCUAACACUGAUCUCAUUUCAUGUUUUCGAGAAUUGUCUCAGCCUGUUUCAAUAAUUAGGUAACUAUAUGUAACUUCGUUUGGUUUUUUUGUUUUUUGUUGGUCCUUUUGUUUGUUUGUUAUUGUAUGUUUGGAGAUAGUAAAGAUCACAUGAAAAACGUGCCUCGCAUUUAAAUUACUGAAAAGUUCGUGAUUGUUUUUCCACAGGGUCCCUUAGGACCACAAGGUCCUGCGGGACAAAAAGGAGGACUUGGAGAUAAGGUAAGUCCAUUUGAGAAUUCUUCCCCUGAUUAGGUUUGUGUUCGGUCUGUGUGGGCCAAAUCACUGAUCAUAAAUAUAAAUACCGGACAAACAUUACGUCUAUAAUAGUAUGAGGUCUUUGCCAACAUUGAUCACAAAGUCUGUAAGUUGACUGGCAGGUAACAUUGACAGUUUUCUUUCUUAAUUUGUUUUUGACGUGACGUCACGGUAGCCGUAUUGAUCAGGUAAUCAACGACAUGGCGGCCAUGUUAGUCUGCCGAAGUACUCAUGGAUCUCAACACUUUUCUUUGUAAGCAGUUCUGUUUAUUCUAGAGAUUUACAUAGCCGCCUAGCACAUGACUGAAAACGUUAUUUUGGUAAUUGAUAAGAAUUAGCAGAAUGAUUAGUCAUAACGUUCGGUGGCAUUACAAUUAUUUUGAACCAACCGAAUAAUAAAAACCACGGAUGUAACUCUAAAUUGAUUAGGCUCGUCUCUCAUAAUUAUUUGAAACAUGAUAUCAAAUUUAUCCAUGAUUUUCUUUUACCAAGGGAGGGAAAGGCGAAAUUGGAGACCUGGGAACCAAAGGAGCAGCUGGAGAAUUGGUAAAUGUGAAUUAUUGACUAGCGAUGUAUGUUCUGUUUUGAUAUACUUUAGGCUUCAUAAAAUUACGGUUCGCUCACCAAAUAUCUCCACUGUUCGUGAUCUUGAUCGUGAGAACUAUUUUGUAACGCACACUGAAUCAAGAAGACUCAAACAAUUUAGCUUUAUUUAGCAGUUGCAAACAAAUGACAUUUGUAUAAUCAGGGUGAAUAUUCUGUUUAGUAUUCGUCUAUGUCGUGCAUAUGUACAUUAGCCUCAAUCAGCUCGAAAAUAUGUCCUGAUACUUGUCCUCGUAUUCAAAGUGUCUCGAGAACAAUCAAUUACCAUCAUCCAACAAUCAUAUAUGUUUUUUGGCUGCGAAGAGGAGAAAAGCGUUUGCAAACAACGCAGCGCGAAAAAUGAACAAAUAAAAACGACGCUGAUAACUUGUGGUUAGACUUCUUUUCCGCGUUUUCUAGUUACCCUUGAUGAGAAAAAUCUAGCAAAACGCUCCUCCAUCUUAGUAGGUAAAUGUUUCAAAAAGGAGUUUUCUUUGAGAAAUGCGAGACUCGAAAAUUAGGGGAUAUUUUAGUGGGGAAGGUCAUCGGGUAUUCCUCAGUUUUACUUAUGUUUCUCCACGUAGUGUGUUUAGGAGAGUCACGCACGAGCAGAAAUAUUGAACAGAUUGUAAACACGUACUACACCACUCUAACAAUAACUCUUACCAAGUACUCUCGCUUGUCAGCAAAAAAGCCGUAACAGAGUUUAGAAAAAUCCUAUUAAUUGGAUUUUAAACACGCUCAACACCAUACUAACGUUUGCUCUUACGAAGUGCACUCACCUACAAAUAUAAAUACCUAAUCGUGUUAAAUACUCAAGUUGUGUCUAAAAUUGCAGGGUUCCAUCGGGUCUGAAGGCGAACCUGGUAAUGAAGGACGUCCUGGAGCUGUAGUGAGUACCACUUUGUACCAACUUGAUAGCUAAAUCAUUGUUAUGAAUUAUGCCACGUGGUGUGUUGUAACAGAGCGUUCUAUUCCUCUUAUCUAGGGUUUAAGAGGUACACCAGGCAAUCCAGGCCGUCCAGGUCCUCACGGAAGAGAGGUAUGGCUUUUGCUCUUUGAAACUUAACUUAGCUUGGUUUACUUCGCUGCAAGCAAAAUGUUCAUUUUCUUUGUUUGUUUUUUCUUUGGUAAGAUUUUUUAGCUGUGAGAGUUUUGUGUUAAAUCAAUCGUUAUCCCCUGUUUUAUUUCUUUUCUCUUAUUAUCUUAAAUGCUUAAAGAUGAUAUGGAGUUGUUAAAAAAAUGUCAUUUUUAGUCUCGCCUUGGAAUGAAACGGUUAAACCAACUCACCUGAUUGUUAUUCCUGUUUUUGAAUCGUUCUCGUUUGCUGUUUUUAAGUUUUGUUUCGUUUUUUAACAAUAUUGUAAUGAAUGUGUAUCGUUUUGUUGAAUAUUUGAUAGUUAAAUAAAUAGAAAAUUAAAAUGAAUUCUUUUUUUCCAGGGUCCUGCAGGUAGACCAGGAAAAGAUGGUAGACCGGGCAUUCCUGGCACAAAGGUUUGUUAAGUGUACCUUCGCCAUUUAAAAAGAGGAAACUGAAUCUAAAUGAUAAGUUCUGAAAGAAAGAGACAAGAAAGAAAGAGGAAUUGUAAAGGGAUUGGACGCAAAAGAGUCAAUUCAUUUGUUUUAAAUCAAUUUGUUGUUUAUCCCAGGGUGCCCAGGGACCUCCUGGACGAGCAGGAAAACCUGGACUGCCAGGGCUUCAGGUACUUGACGUUUGAUUGAGUUUUAUGUGAAAGUGAACGAGACUGUUUGCUAAAAUGUUUCCUCUCUGUUUUAAUCUUAUCAGGGUAUAUUUGGAGCAAGUGGCGAGAAUGGUUUAUCAGGCAAACAAGGACAGAUGGUAAUUUAUCAUCUGAUACACCGAUGUCAUCAUUACCUUAGUUACGAGGGACAAAGACAUUAACUUGAGCGCAUGGGCUAUUGAGACCAGUUCGUUGUGGCACCUACCAAUGCCCUUUCCACCAGAAGUUGACACUUCACCUAAAAUUAAGAAAAGCAUCAACCAAAAACAAAGAAACGCUACGCGUUUAAAAAAAAGUAAUUUAUGUAGAAUCAUACCUGAGAGAAUUCGGAAUCCAGCCAAAAGGAAAAGUCCCCCACUCUCCCCCCUGCAACCUGGUGAAAAGAAAUAAAACUAAAAUUGGCAUUCAGGUCCCGCCUCCAUUGUCUGAGAUUAACCCAUCCUUAGCUUAAUCAUCCGACUUGACUGCUCAAUAAGGAGCGUAAGAUAUAAUGCUGAGUAAAAUGCUAGUUUUCAUCACUCGUUUAACGAAAUCAUCAGUUACCAUUUUUAUGUUUUGUCGGUAGGGACAAAUUGGACCACCAGGAGAACCUGGACCGAAGGGACACCAAGGAAGGGAGGUAAUACGAUUAGUAUCAUCAUCUUUUAUUUGCCUUAUUUACACAAUUCAAAAAAUUUAUUUACAGCGGUUAUCGCUAGGGGAGGAGACCCAGGAAGCCACCGGGCAUAUGAUAGAGCCACCCCACCUACAUUAAUAAAAGAAAAAGUGCUGCGAAUGUGCGGCUAGGCCAAUUCAGUGAUUAUUUGGUUAAAAACUCUUGCAUUUUCGUCUUAAAACUAAGGUUUGACGAACGAGUGACUGAAACAGGAAGAGAGUUCCAAAUUUUAGGACCUUGGUAGAGAAUUGUAAAUUGCUUGAGAUUUGUACGGCAAUGGGUGUAAAAAGGAAAUAUAUUGAAUAAUUUUUUUUUUAUGUAAAUGGUGCCACGCCUGCUAGAGUGUUUGAUUUAACCGGAAUAGUAACAUUUACAUCUUGAAAUUGACAUCAACUCGUGCGCUAUAAGAACAAUUUUGUAAGAGUUCUAUGUUGCACCUACGCAGAUAUCAACGUAUUUUUUCGAGUUUCGUGUUUCACUAUUUUCGUUCUGUGACUUGUCACACUCUGCGUUAAGUGCUUGUUUCAAAAACACCUUAUAGGGAAUACCCGGUUUCGCAGGACGUCCCGGAUCACCAGGAGCAGAUGGAGAAGUGGUGAGUUAAAAAACAUUCAUAGUGACCUGCAAUUUCAAAUAUAGUUGGUAUGUUACCUGUUCAUGGCAACCGAUACCUUCUCUUUAGAAAGUCUAUGGGAAACACUUUGAAAUCAGCAGAAAACGGAAGCGCUGAAACUUUUUUUAGGAAACAAUUGUUGAACAAUUACCAGUACGUGUAACCCAACUUUGCCCAGGAAUUGAUCAAGAAGGACUUAGGAGGACGCUUGAAGCAGUUUUUUUGCGAGACAAAUACCACGUGUAUGCUGAAUACUUAAUUAGGAAAACACGCGCAUGUAUAAGUUGAACCAAAUCACUAAAAAAGGUUCAUGCGUGACUGAAAACGAACUGCAUGUCGUUGGGAGACAGCCGAAGUUAUCCACCAAUCUUGGACACUCUUUUUCCAGGGAGAUCGUGGGACUGAUGGUAGACCCGGAGCACUUGGUGAGCCUGGAUUUCUGGUAAGUAAACCUUCGUAGCUUACUACUCCUUUAGCGAAUGAAAUGAUUGAAGCACCAGAUAACUCAAGCCAUUAUUUAGUUAGGUGUCUGCCACGGAAUUGUAACCUGGAGUUCUCAUGUUUCAUGUUCAGGGAGGUCUUUUUCUUGUCUAACUUUCAGGGAUUUCCUGGGCCAGCCGGGGACGAAGGAUCCCCUGGUAUCGAUGGACAACCUGUAAGUAAUCAAACAAGUAAACAAAGUAAUCAAUGAAGCAGUUUUCGAUUGAGUUUCGAAAAACCGAAAGCAAAGUAUUAACAAUUACCAGUCAGAAAAAAGGUGACAUUAGAAUGAGAACUCUUCAGGCAACCUGUUUGAAGUGCAGGAAAACACAAGAGACCUAGUUGGAAUUGGUUUUUAGUUUUUCGUUUCGUAAAGAGUGGCGUGUUUUUCUAAACCAAUCACAGAGUAAAAUGAAGCGAGGGCGAAGCAGUUCGGGAUCACUUUCUGUACUCUAUUGGUACCUGCUCUCAGGAAUACUAAAGAAAGCAUACGAGAAAACAAAAAUACUCCAACCUUAUAUGCAGUAAGAACCGCGCAUGAAAACCCUAAAUCUUUUGUUCUUAGGUUACAGAUUUCUCUUGGGAAGGAGUUUUGGAAUCACACCGAAUUAACGCGUUUUUUAUGUCUGAAAUACACUAUUGUCUUGUGUUCCCAACUUUCCUGUCCAAUUCCAACAUUUCAUUUCGCCGCUACUGUCGUUCUUUCCAUAAAAAUCAUGAAUUUGUUUCAUGAUACGGAAGUUUGAAAUAAGUUCGAAACUUCAAGGUCGAAAGCAUCCGUUGGCGGUGGGAUUUCCUGCGCACUGCACUGAAGAGGCCUCCUGUAGUACCUAGAUGAAUCUUUUAUUCUACAGCAGCAUGCUUUGUUUGCCGUUCAACCAAUCACAACAGUCCUAAACCUUUAUGUGACUUGCUUACGAUAAUUGAAAUUAGAAGCAUUUUAUUCAUCUCCAAGGGGAUCCGUGGACAAGACGGUGAGCCGGGACAAGAUGGAGAGCCUGGAGAAAAAGUAAGGAACUCCAACCAAACUAACCUAAUCUUCCAACUGCCUUUUCGUUUGAUCAUCUUUUGUUUACAUUUUCCAGGGAGACGAAGGGGAACGUGGAAGACUCGGGAAGCCUGGGCAGCAAGGAAUGAUUGGUUUUAUGGGAGAGUCUGGGGAGAAAGGGGAAAGGGGAGUUCAGGGAGAGACGGUGAGUAACGCGUAGGGGACAGACUAACUUCAGAGUGUAAUCAGUAUGCAUAUAAAAUAAUUGCGAAUUAGUCUUGAUGGGCAAUUAAAUCACCGCUCUGUUUGUGAGAAAGGAGUCUUUAUUAGACCUGAUUAGCUCUGUUUGAAAUUUUUCUUCUGUAGGGAGAUAUUGGCGCGAAUGGAAGCACGGGACCGAUAGGAAUACCUGGAGCGGAGGUUGGUGUUUGUUAUGCAACACUUUCUAUUUUUUUUUAGUUGUUUCUGUCCCUGCUGUUUUUGCGUUUUUGUUUUUUUUGUUUCUUUUUGCUGUUGUUGGUUUGUCUUGAUUCCUUUUCAGUUACCAUGAUAACUAACUUGUGAGGACUAUCAACAGAAAAUAUACAGCCAUAAUUAGCUUAUUAAUCUCUAUUAUAAUAUUGAAAGGAAUUCAAACAUUUCAUGUACCCUGUCUGUUCCUUAGGGAAUACAUGGAGAGGCCGGUGACGAGGGAGACAGUGGAUUAGAGGGAGAGACGGUAAUUAUUUAUCCCUUACCUGCAUUUUCCUUUUCCUCUUUGUUGUUAUUGAACUGCUGCAUCGAUCACUGUUCUCUUUUUUGUCAGUGAAUGUUUUAUUUUACAAUUUUAAUGCUACACAUAAUGUUGCUCAAAGCUUUUAAAGAAGCCCGUCACAAGGAAUAAUAUUCACCUAGGUUUCGCCUCAUUGACAUCUAUUGAUUAGUCAGCUGUUCAGGAAUCCUUGGCAAAUUUUUCCCAAGUUUUUUUUUUUUUUUAUUAAAUUAGACAAGCUGUCACUCGUUCUUCACAAACUCGGACGGAGCCAUUCUGAAGUUAUUACAAAGCACCUUUUUUUAAAUCUAUGUCGCGAUAUUUUUAAAAGAUGUGGUACAAUCUGAACCUUUUCUGAUGUGCAAAUUAUUUUGCUUUCGUUGUUUGUUGAAUCAUUUAUCCCCCUUCACCAAAUUAGGUUAAAUUCAAGAAAAUAGACGAAGUUUAUACAUAUGUCAUUUCAUUUCAGGGUGAUCCAGGAUUUCCAGGUUCCCUAGGAAUGCCUGGUCCGCCUGGAGAGGAAGUAAGGAAAAACCUAUCACCCUUUGACCCCUCAAGAGUGACUAGCAUCUAAUUUGUCUUUACAUUAUCACCCCUGGAUCAAACAUUAAGGUCGCGAGAAUAAAAGAAAUGAUCACAUACUUUAAAAAGCUAUUGAUUGUUUAAGAAAUUCAAUUCUCCUUGUCAGUCCCUUUGGAAAUAUAUAGAAAAGAAAAGGAGACUAUGUAUACUGAUGUUAGAGUGUAAAAAGUUAACUUGAAUGACGCCGUAGUAAGUAUUGAAAGUGUUGGUCCUCUGUGUAGACACAGAGCCAAAACAAAACACCAAGCCAAAACAAGUAAGGCAUUUUCUUAUUUUGUGAUUAUUGUCUAAUGGGAGAUUUAGAUUCGAGGAACUAUUUCAUUAAUCGUAUAUUAAGUUUACCGUUAAUGCCUUACUACAGUACUUUUAGGAAUAGUUGUAUUCUUGAGUGAAAGCACGACAUUUGUAGCGACGAUAAUGAUGGCAUUUUCAUUAUGAUAUUUCUCUUUAUUACGCAUCAGGGUGAAGAAGGCGAACCAGGGCGUAAUGCUGGUAUUGGACCACUAGGACCAAAGGUAAGAAUAUCACAGAUUUCAAUUCAAAGAUAAACUUAACUUGGUCAUCUGAAAAUUUCUUUCAAAGAAGGGGCAGCCUAGCCUAUCCCUGCUGUACUUUGAUAUCUUUGACAUCGUAAAGUGCUUUUUUCUUUAUAAAUCAGUUGAAAAGUUAGUUUAAAACAGACGCUUUUCAUCUUGUCACGAGCGUGGCACAGAGAAUCACCCACGGGAAAUCGAUUCGUACUCCGAUCCUCUACCACUGAGCUACAGAGAUCUUAAUGGUGACCUGGAUCAUUGCUUACUUCAUACAUGGCACGAAUCCCGCUUACUGGAGAAUCAAGUUGUGUAAAAGAAGUCUAAACGAUCCAACAUUUGAGUUGAUGACUAUAUCUGACGUAUUAUCACCAACAACUUUACUCAGAGUUGUACCCACAUCGAUUGAUUUGUAGCUUGUAUUGUUAUUAGUCGAUUUUGCUUCUGCUAAUGGCAAAGAUGGACGUGAAAAAUUGAAAGGGAAAAAAAUAGUUUGUACACGAGUUAUUUUUGUUGUAGGGCGUUAUGGGACCUCAAGGACCACCUGGGCCACAAGGCUUCACUGGAGCCGAGGUGGGUGUUACGAUCAGUUUGCGUUUCAGAGCUGCAAGUUCGUGGUAUGAUUUAAUCGGCAACCAAGCAAGCAAUCACUAGCUUCUUUCAGGUUCUCGGUUGGUGGAGACGAACGAACGAGGGGGCAAGGGAAAAUUGGAGGAGAUCUCGAAAGGAGCAGCGAGGAGGAAAAGUCUUAAAUCCUCCCCCCUCCCUCUCGUCGUUUUUCUCGCGCGCUGUGCUUUUUUCGUUCGUUCCCACGUAAACAUUGAAGCAUCACAGGAGACAGAGAUUGUGUGAUCGUAGAGCUAUUAUUAGUCUUAGUACCUUGGCAUAAUGAGCUGUUCUAAUUGGACAUAAGGCCACACUCGGAGGGGAGGGGGUGGGAGGUUGUAGAAAACUACCAUAUGUAUAGACAGUGGCGGAUGGGCAAGAUCUCCAGUAACCAUCGUGCUAGUAAAGCAGUUGUGAUCUUCUUUAGCUCAGUUAUUAAAGUUUUGUAACGAUCAUAAUUGUGAAUUGUCAACAUUUAUCAUUGCAUUCAUUGCUUUCAAUUUUGCUACAAAGCUCGUCAUUGAAGUUACUUGUACUGUGUGAGGAAAUUUACCUCAAUCUUGUCAGUAAAUGUCAAUGAAAACCUACUUUCAUUAAUUUAAGGGGGUUGUCGGACCUCAAGGAGAACAUGGAAGUCCUGUAAGUACAAAUAUCCUAAGACUCUAUUUCAAGCUAACCUUUCAGGAAUAAUUAACAAAUUUCUUUCUAGGCCCGAAAACUAUCAUUAGAUUUCCAAUUAUUCUUCCCCAAGCUGCUAAAGUAACUCCAAACGACACCCAAGUGUCCAGUUAGUUUGAAUGAUAAUUUCCUUUGGUUACUUAAUUAAUCAUUUAACAAUCUAAUUCUAGACUGAUUUGUUUUUCGUUUUUGUGCUUGCUUUUCUUAGGGUCCCAGAGGAAGAGUGGUAAGAUGUAUUCAAUGUUGGACGACACGCGGGAUUCAUCAUUAAUUUCAUCGAUGUACCGCAGCAAUCUUAUAGAAAUAGUUCUUAUAGUCCACCCGUACCUCCUUGUUGAUCGAUAUGCAUAUUUAUCCUCCGUGACUCUGUAAGCGUAAGACGCUCUACUCUUCACAAGAGGGCGCUAUUACAAAAUCAUCUAUAACACUUUAGAUGCAACCAGUAUGCAUCGAAGACGGCUAGUUGCCCAGUGGUUUUUUCACUCGAACUUAUACUUUAACGCAUUCAGUAAGAUACAAUAUAUUUUGAUGAUAGAUAGAAUACGCAAUAGAAAAAAAAAUUGUUGAAACACAUUUUUAACGUACCUGUAAAAGGAAUAAUUUUGUAGCUAGAAACUCACUUGGUAGGGACUUAGGAACAUUUUCAUAAGGUGUAGCUAACUUUCAGUUUAACGCCUAAUAACUCUGUGACAUUCUUGACUUUUUUCCCUCCCAGGGAUCCGAAGGGCUUCAAGUAAGUAAAUGGGUCGUGCUGUUACUGUGACGCUUUCUUCGCAAUGUAUUUAUUUUUUGAUCAUAGCAUUGUUAUUGAGCCUUUAUCCUAUGAUGAUGAUGUUGUUGUUGUUAUUCAUCGUUGUUGUUGUCGUUCGCGUUGUCUCAAGAUUUCAGAAGCAACGAAAACAAGGUUAUUUAAUGUUAGCCUUAUGAAGAUAUUUCAAGCCUCUGCCUGAUCUAUAUUUGUGUUUUAUUUAGUAUAACGAACAAACCAUCGCUCCGAAACCAUCAAGCUGAGAUUAUCAUGUGUUUACUGGUUCCUACGCGCAUGCGCGAGAUAAAACCGCAGGCCAAUAUGUUUCAGGGCGUGAAAUUAAUUUUUUUUUCUGAUUGCCACUUGGCUCCUAAAUUUUCAAUUAAGAAAAAUUUGGUCGCCCUGUUUUAAGACAAACAAAACCUUUCUUUAACGCUGUCAGCGUCAUAGAUAGACCCUUCAGAAUUAAGUUAGGAAAAAGAUAGUUAACUUGCCACAAAGUGGACACUAGGAUGUAUGAUAUACAACCUACAAGCUCAUCUAAAUCCAAGAUGGCGUCUAGUUAUCGAUCGAUAUGCAUGUGCUGCGUUUUGGAAACAAACUUAACGAGGAAGUUUGCCGCGGAUUUAUCUUUGCAAAUCUUUUUUAGUUACUAUAUCUCUAUGUAAGGUUAUGAUGAAGCAUUGUUAUCGCCAAUUUGGUGACUAAUUCUCAGGAUUUGGUCGCCAUAGUAAAAUAUUUAGUCGCAUUGGCGCCUGCAUCAGGCACAAUUUCACGCCCUGUGUUUGGGAGCAACAUAAAUGUCCAUGUUAUUUUACUAUUUCACCCUAGGGACCCCCCGGACCACCUGGCCCACCAGGAGAACAGGUUUGACGCAAUUUAUUCCAUCUAUUGUUCAUCUUGCUGUACAUAUCAGCCUUAACCAUCCUUAACGUGUUUUCGCCCGCUUGUAAUUAGUGAAGACGCAUCAUGCGUGCCCCGAAUCAGGAAUAGCCUUCGACUGCCAAAAUUGAAUUACAACGGAAAAAAUAAUAAUGUCGAAGCUCGAAGAAUUGCAAUUUACACUUUGCUCAUACAUAUGAUGCAAAAAGAAUCAGAUAAUCCUAAGUCAACCAGCUCGUGCCUUUUUCUUGCCGAUUUACCUUAAGGGGCAGGAAACGAAAGGAAUAUUCAAGUGACAAUUUCUGCCCAUGUUGUUGAAAUUUCAGUCUUUUUCACCGGCAACAGCAAUUUUUUGGACUUCUCUCUCUGGUACGAUCACACUACACGAUCACACUCCACGAUCGCACUUUACGAUCAGGUGACUUACCUCGAUUUGAUUUUCUUUCAUGCAGGGACUUCCUGGGAAAAUACCUCUUGGUUGGGUAAGAAAUAAUGAUGUUAUCCUGUUUCUUCUCUUUUAUUUUUUAUCCUUGUUUACAUUCAAUAUAUUUUGGUUACUUUUAGACGCACUCACAUCAGACCCAACAAAAUAAAGGUCCAGGAUUUAGACUGUACUCAACACAAGAGGUAGGGUCUAUCAUGAAGCACUGUAGCUGCAGCAGUUAAUGAGUAUUACAAACACAAAUUAUGGACACAUUAACCCUUUAAUCCUUACGAGUGACUCGCAUCUUAGUUCUCCUUACAUUAUCACCCCUGAGUCACACAUUAAGAUCUUGAGAAUAUAGGGAAUGAUCACCAACAUAAGGACUUCUUCAUUGUGAAACAAAUUCUCCCCGCAUCCUAACAUCAGUAAGCGUUUGCUCUGUACCGUUCUCCAUACAUUUCCUAAAGUGCUGAUGAAGAGAGUUUGCUUGAAAACAAUCAAGACUUUGUUUCGUUGAUGAUCAUUUCAUCUUUUUUUGUGACCAUAAUGUUUGAUUCAGAAGUGAAAUUGUGUGGAGGAAUUAGAUGUUAGUCACUCCUUGGAGUCAAAGGGUUAAGAACAUAAUCUUGUGCUAAAUGUGUUCAUUGGUUCAUGCAGACGUUGAUUCAUCUAUUUUUAAGCUUUUGUUUUAGUGCAGCUGUCACAGUUGUUGGUGAUACUGUUGAUGUUGUUGUUGAUUUUCUUUUUUAGCAGGAACAUGCUGGUACUACAGAAUAUUAUCUUAGGGGCCUCAGCAGUGUUAUUUAUUUCUAUAAAUCACAAAAUGGCACCAGGACACAUCCUGCGCGAUCUUGUAGGGAACUUAACCUUGAACAUCCUGAUUAUCCCAGUGGUGAGUAG
This is a messenger RNA of Pocillopora meandrina, 39038 nucleotides long. The record is from the annotation of a GenBank genome assembly. Lineage: Eukaryota; Metazoa; Cnidaria; Anthozoa; Scleractinia; Pocilloporidae.